Molecule: messenger RNA, 3817 nt
Organism: Argiope bruennichi
Lineage: Eukaryota; Metazoa; Arthropoda; Arachnida; Araneae; Araneidae
Product: receptor-type tyrosine-protein phosphatase F-like
Exons: 18
Coding region: 52-3213 (1053 amino acids)
Biological process (GO): protein dephosphorylation
Molecular function (GO): protein binding; protein tyrosine phosphatase activity
Source: RefSeq, a predicted model, not a curated record
ACUUUCGUUCUUUUGUAAGGUUUUAUCUGAACCAGCUGAUAACCAAAUGGGAUGUUCCAUAUUCGUACGUUUUACAUCCAUGUCAUAAUGGCAGGUUGGUUUUACAUUGUUUUGCUUUUAAUCCCACAACUUCAAGCCCAGGAAACUGCUACUUGCAACACUCCAUGGAACAUCACAUUUCAGAACUCCCUCUACGUGAAGUGGGAUGGUGCGGACAGGACGGUAGAUGUUCAAAUUACAGUAAAGCCAGACACAGGCGAAAAUAAAGACGACACAACUGGAUGCAAUGAGCAAUCGCAUCUUACGUCUUUCAAUAUCAAAAAAUUGCUCAUUGAUCCCUUGUGUUCAAACAAAACGCAUUGGUUAGAAGCUGGUCUAAUCUGCGAAGAUAAAAGACUUGUACAAAUCAAGAAGCUUACUAUCCAAACAGAUUAUGUUGAAACUCCUUAUAAUGUCACCAUUCUUGGCGUCACCAAUACGAGCAUAAAAAUAGGAUGGGAUAAACCUUACUCUGACGCACAAAUUACUGCUUAUGAAGUCAUGGAAUUUAAAACGAAGGACUUUAAACUUGGUGAUGUUUACCACACGCCUACAAAUUUCUUUGAAAUGUUCAGUUUGAGACCAUACACAGAAUAUUUCUUCACUGUCAGAGCAAGAACUGCUACCACUCACGGAUCAUGGUCGGAGAUUGUAUCAGAAAGGACCGCAGUAGGAGUACCUUUUGUUCCAACGGGUCUGAUUGCAGAUAAAGUGACGAAUACCACUAUUGUUGUAAAAUGGAAUGAACCGGAUCCAUUUAACGGCCCUAUUUUGUCCUAUGAAAUAAAAUGGCGAAAGGAGUUAGAUAAUGUAUCUAUCGAUUCUCAAAGUGUUAAUUCAACUACUUUCAAAAUUGAUGAUUUGGAUCCGUAUACUGAAUACGCCAUUCAAGUUAAAGCCAGCACAGAAGCCGGUUCAGGCCCAUGGUCAAGUGUUUUAAGCGUGUUAACUGAUGUUGGAAUUCCUAGCGUACCCACUAAUUUGAUAGCCCUCAAUACAACUGAAAAUAGUAUCUUCAUAUCCUGGAAUGAACCCGAAUUGGCGAAUGGACCUUCACUGGAAUAUGUGGUGUCCUGGGCUAUGAGAGGAGCGGAAAUUAAUCAGGCUCUCAUCAAAAAUGGAACAGAGUACCUUGCAAAUAAUCUUAAGCCUUACAAUGAAUAUAUGUUUCAAGUAGCCGCUGUUACCAGUGCUGGUUUUGGACCUUACACCAAACCUUUACUGGUUUGGACUAUGAUUGGAUUGCCAAGUGCGCCAAUAAACCUGACUGAAAAACACGUCACUAACACAAGCAUCACCAUUGAGUGGGACUGUCCUGAAUUUCCUAAUGGACCCAUUCUCGAUUACGUCGUACAAUUCUUAGAAUCUCCCAAUGGAACGCUAAUGGAGAAGAAUAUCACAGAAAACUCUACAAUACUAGAAAAUUUAAAACCUUAUACACUUUACACCAUCCGAGUUGCUGCACGUACUGAAACGGGAAUAGGAUCUUUUACAGAAGACUUAGAAGUACAAACAGGCGUUGGAGUUCCUGGACUGCCUAUCAACAUUUCCGCUGUUAUUAAUGCAACAAGCAUAAUCUUAGAUUGGGAUCGUCCGGAGAUAGUGCCUGGUAUUUUGAUGGAUUAUCAAGUAACAUGGGGCAUACGUGGAACACCUACUUCCUUAGUGGUAAUUGACAGCAAUACGCACCACUACGAUGCUGUGGGACUUCGACCAUACACCGAUUAUCAUUUCGAAAUUGCUGCAAGAACAGAGGCUGGAGCUGGUAUUGCUGAGACUUUAGCAAUACGAACGGGUAUUGCAGCUCCAAGUUCACCGAGAAAGUUGUCAGUAUCUGAAAAACAUGAUUCCAGCAUUCACCUGAACUGGAUUCCUCCUGAACAUCCAAACGGACCUGAUCUCAUUUACAGAGUGGAAUGGAUCGACAUGGCAAAUAAUUCCGCAGUUAUGGAAACCAAUUCCACUUCUUGUGCCGUUACAAGUCUAAACCCAUCAACAAAUUAUUCCAUUGCCGUUAUGGCAAUGACUCGAGCAGCAGAGGGACCUUGGUCAGAAAGCCUGUCUGUGACUACAAAUGAAAAAAGACAUACAAGAAAUCCGCAUUUUGUUUUGGCUUUGGUUUUGGGCAUAAUGCUACCACUAUUGACUAUUUUACUAAUAGUAGGAUUUAUUAUUGCUAAAAGAAAAGGACUUUUCGAUGACUUUAGGCAGAGAUCUCGGGAAUCUUCUCAAGAAAUGGUACCUCAGAGACCUACUAUUGAGAUGGUAUCCAAUGAAAAGAUUGCAAGGUCCUUUACUGUCCAUAACUUCAUACAAAAAGUGAAUACAAUCACACGCUAUGGAAAAUCAGGAUUUCUACAAGAAUUUGAGGAAUUAAAAAGGGAGAGUUCUGAACAUUCCACAAACGCAGCCAAAAUAGAAGAAAAUUUAAUCAAAAAUCGUUGGGUAAAAAUAUUACCUUUUGAUCACUCAAGGGUGAAAAUUUAUCCGGAUGGAACAGCUAAUCGAUCUAAUUUUAUCAACGCCAAUUACAUUCCAGGAGAAAACCACAUCAUCGAAUACAUCGCAACGCAAGGACCGUUACCAAAUACAGUGAAUGAUUUCUGGACAGUCGUUUGGCAGCAGUCUGUACCCAUCGUUGUCAUGCUGACGCAGUGUGUUGAGCGAGCAGUGAAGAACUGUGAAAAGUACUGGCCUGCUUCAGGAGAAAACAAACUUUAUGGAGAUAUUCGAGUACAGACGAAGCAAGAGACAAUUCUCACUUCCCAUAUCAUGCGAGUAUUUCUUGUACAGUAUCAAAAUCAGCAAAGACAUAUUGUACAAAUGCACUUUACUACCUGGCCUGUUUCUGGCACUCCGAGAAACCCUGUGGAUUUCCUGCAUUUCAUUCGAUUAGUUCGAGAACAAGUUUCAGAUCGACGCCCAGGCCCAAUAUUAGUUCACUGCAGUGCUGGCGUUGGACGAACUGGGACGUUUAUAGCUGUAGAUCGCUUAAUGCAACACUUACAGUCGAAUGAUGAAAUCGACAUAUAUAAUACAGUCCUCGAAAUGAGACGCUACAGACCACAUAUGGUGCAUACAAUGGAGCAAUACGUUUUCAUUUAUUCAUGCAUACAACAAUUGAUCCAAGAUUCAAGUGAACCACAAGAAAAUAUUUAUGACACUGUAGCUUAACUAUCAUAAAGACAUCUUUGAAAAUUUAAGAAAUGAUAUUUUUUAUAAAGAAGAUCUAGCCUUCGUACGAGGAAGAAUUUGCUCAUCAUCGGGCUUCAUUUCAUUAAAGAGUUUUCAGCCAACUGAUUGAGGAAAAAAAAAAAAAAAAAAUAGUCUUUUAGUGCAGAGGUGAUGGAAUGCGCUGUUAAAUAAAUGACGUGGAACUGUAAUUUCAUCGCAUCUCUGAAUUUCGAAUCACCCAACUUGCGCCUAAAGAUGUGUCUAUUCGUCUUUUCAUCAAAUUAUGACGGUUAUGAAUAAUUCAACACCAUUUAAAGCACCUUCAUUAACGACACUCAAAAAUGUUACUUGCUGAAGAUUUUAACCAAAUAUUUGAUAAAGACUUUAAAGAAAAUGUUCCAUCGUGUCAGAAGCCAUUUUGUUAAAAUCUUUGAUAUCCUAUGGUUGUGUAAUGGAUAAUAACAUGUUGUGAUGGUAGUAAUACAUGCAUACAUACAAUGAGUUUUCUUAUAAUUAUCAUAUCAUGAAUAAAUUUAUCAUUUUUAUUUUCUUUCUAAACGCCUUCAUUUAAUUUUACUCUUUUUCCUAUUUUUAAAGAUGGAAG